Molecule: messenger RNA, 1704 nt
Organism: Puccinia triticina
Lineage: Eukaryota; Fungi; Basidiomycota; Pucciniomycetes; Pucciniales; Pucciniaceae
Exons: 3
Coding region: 1-1704 (567 amino acids)
Source: RefSeq, a predicted model, not a curated record
AUGUCAGGUUAUCAAGACUCGAAGAGGCUAAUGAAGCGCCAAUCUAGCCAGUCGAUUUGGAACGCAACUUCUGGAGAUCAAAACCAUUCGCAGUCGAAAGAGAGAGUAGAAAACCACCAUAGCGACGGCCCCUCUCGCAACAAUACUGAGCAGCAUCCCUCAGAAAGCGAACCUAUCCAUCACAAGAAUCAAACAGAUACUAGUAAUACUGAACAUUCGCAGUCUUCGGAAGCUACAAAAUCUAAUACAACUGACGUGGACCAUUCCAAGGAGCAGACCGGAGCAAGCACUGCGUCCAAUCACACUGUAAAGGAGUCCGCACCCUCUGGCGCUACUUUGUCGCUAAACACAUCAGUUACUCCAGAUGUGCUCGCUUCCGCGUCCAGUCAAGCUUUCAAUACUAGCAAAAACCUCAGCAACCAUACGGCCGAGAACCCUUAUUCACCAAGCUCAGCCUUUCCCUUGUCAGUCCAAACUUCACCCACUCAGCUGAGCUCGCCCACGAACUCUACUUCUCCGGUAAACUUGCAAUCUCCAGAGGCUGCGGAACAAUCUCAGGAUACUCAUCAUUCCAAGGGUAAAGCGUGGGGAAUAACACUUGGUGUCCUAGCAGCAGUCGUAAUGAUUGCUGCAGCAAUUUUCUUGAUGAAAAAGCGCCUGAAAGGUUCGACCGAUUUUGUCCGUCGACGUCUCCGCUCACGCUCGAACGAUAGCAAUCGGGCCGUCAGAGACCGGUCCUCACUUGAGCCUCAAUUCGGAGGUUCGGAUCCAUUUGCAUGCUCAUCUACCUUCUCCAAAAAGCCCUUGGUCCUUCGUCCCGACAGUCUCAGUCAGCUCCGCACCGGAAACCCCCGCCGACCUAGCAUAUUGCAUCUUCGGAAUCAGAGCAUCAAAUCCCAAAUAUCGCCCCCAAUAAUCGAACCACCGUCUCCAGCGGCUUACAAGCCUUUGUCCGGCGGCUCCCCUAGAAAAUCCAGUUCGGGCAUCGCGAGUAGUGACCAUAUCCGCUCUUCUUCACCUUCUUGGUAUCAAAAUCGAGGAUACCCCCCAAUUGUCUCCAAGUACCAUGCAGGGAUGUCACAGACUCGAGAUCCUUAUAGCCGAUCAGGGAGCGUACUCUCUGUUAAGAAUCCUGAUUUCGCCGUAGGGCGUUACGAGGACCAGAUCAAUAGUUCUAUCAAUUCAACACCCGUCCCCCCUCGGCCGCCGAGACCGGAGUGGCCCAUCUUACCAUUCGAUUCGACGGGGAUCAAGAGCUUCUCGCAGCCUGUUGAGGAGUCGGAACCAGCCCUACCUGAGAUCCUUCCCCUGAAUGUUUCCCGCCGUCUCGGCCAUCAUCGGAGUACAUACACCAGUCCGCGAGAGCAGAGCAUCGAUCAAAUGAUUCUCGAGUCACCCGAAUCUUGCCACGACUCUCCGACCUUACCGCAAUACCGUCCCGAAGAAGAUAAGUCUGUCUUUUCAAUUGACAGAGAGGCCGAUGCCGUGCGCGCUAGCCAUCUCUCCCGUUCUACCUGCUACUCACAGUCCAGCGAGGCUGAGGUCUAUCCCAUUGCCGGAGAAAACGUGGACUCCGGUUUACAAACUCCCACUUCGCUAAGGUUCGUCUCCUUUGGCCCAAGCUCAAACGCUACCCAAUUGGAACGACAGUUGGACUAUUUCACAACACACCAAAACAGAAGUGACAGGACCUUUUCAAGCUAG